AAUCAUUUUUUUUUUCUUUCUCCGAGCAACAUUACCAUACAAGAUCUACACUUCCCAGAUAAUCGCUUAAAAGAAACAGCGAUUGAUUUCUGUUCAAUUUUCCUCUUCGCUAGCUCCCACUCUCUCUCUAUUACACACACAGCGACAGAUCGUUUCGCUCUCUCCCUUCCCAGAAUAGAAGAAGAAGAAGAAGAAGAAGAAGGAGAUGUUGAAGUUCUUGAAGGGAGUAGUGGGUGGAUCUGGCACGGGAAUCAAAGAUCUGCCCUACAACAUCGGCGACCCUUAUCCCUCUGCUUGGGGCUCCUGGACUCACUUUCGUGCCACCUCCAAGGAUGAUGGGUCUCCGGUGUCAAUAUUUUCUCUUUCUGGGAGUAAUGCCCAGGAUGGACAUUUAGCUGCUGGUCGAAAUGGUGUCAAGCGUCUCCGCACUGUCAGACACCCCAAUAUUUUAUCAUUUCUUCACAGUACUGAGGCUGAAACACUCGAUGGUUCUACUACUAAGAUUACUAUCUAUAUUGUCACGGAGCCUGUUAUGCCACUGUCAGAAAAGAUCAAGGAACUAGGUUUAGAAGGUACACAAAGGGAUGAGUAUUAUGCAUGGGGACUGCACCGGAUAGCCAAAGCUGUGAGCUUCUUAAAUAAUGAUUGUAAACUUGUUCAUGGUAAUGUUUGUUUGGCGAGUGUUGUUGUCACACAAACUUUGGACUGGAAGUUGCAUGCCUUUGAUGUUCUAUCUGAGUUUGAUGCGAAUAAUGAAGCUUCUGCUGGACCAAUGCUGCCAUAUGCGUGGCUUGUUGGAGCACAAUACAAAUCGACGGAGCUGCUAAAUUCUGACUGGGCUGUAAUCAGGAAAUCUCCACCAUGGGCCAUUGAUUCUUGGGGCUUGGGCUGUCUUAUACAUGAACUCUUUUCUGGCAUGAAGUUAGGCAGAACAGAGGAGCUGAAAAACACUGCUUCCAUUCCAAAGUCUCUGCUUCCAGAUUAUCAGCGGCUUUUGAGCGCCAUGCCUUCUCGUAGGUUGAAUACAUCAAAGCUUAUCGAAAAUAGUGAAUAUUUCCAAAAUAAGCUAUUGGACACAAUACAUUUCAUGGAAAUUCUAAAUUUGAAAGAUAGUGUUGAAAAGGAUACCUUCUUCCGCAAGCUUCCGAACUUAGCAGAGCAGCUUCCUCGCCAAAUUGUCUUGAAAAAGUUGCUUCCUUUGUUAGCUUCUGCACUUGAAUUUGGUUCAGCUGCUGCCCCUGCUUUGGCUGCAUUGUUGAAAAUGGGUUCCUGGCUUCCGACUGAAGAAUUCAGUGCGAAGGUACUGCCAACAAUUGUGAAACUCUUUGCCUCCAAUGACCGAGCUAUUCGAGUUGGUCUCCUGCAACAUAUUGAUCAAUAUGGAGAACCAUUAUCAGCACAAGUUGUUGAUGAGCAAGUUUACCCUCAUGUUGCUACGGGGUUCUCUGACACUUCCGCUUUCCUUCGGGAACUUACUCUUAAAUCCAUGCUUGUUCUGGCUCCUAAGCUUUCUCAACGCACUAUUUCAGGGUCACUAUUGAAGUAUCUCUCCAAGUUACAGGUUGACGAAGAGCCAGCAAUUAGAACAAAUACUACCAUUUUACUUGGGAACAUUGCAAGCUACCUAAAUGAAGGGACAAGGAAAAGAGUUUUGAUUAAUGCAUUUACUGUUCGUGCAUUGCGUGACACUUUCUCACCUGCCCGGGGAGCAGGCGUCAUGGCUCUUUGUGCAACCAGUUCUUAUUACGACAUCACUGAGAUUGCAACUCGGAUUCUUCCAAAUGUUGUUGUACUUACAAUUGAUCCUGACAGUGAUGUGCGAUCAAAGGCAUUUCAAGCUGUUGAACAAUUUUUACAGAUUGUGAAGCAAUACCAAGAGAAGGCAAAUUCAGGAGAUACCACUGGAGCUUCAGGCCUUGGAAUGCCAUCAAUACCAGGAAAUGCUAGUUUACUUGGAUGGGCCAUGAGCUCCUUGACUCUUAAGGGCAAACCUUCUGAACAAGCUCCACUUGCUUCUGUGACUUCAAGCACACCUCUAACUUCUACUUCUUCCGAUGCCAGCUCAGUGAUGGAUACUCCAAGUACAGCACUUGUCCAUGGGAAUUCCUCAGAUUUUGCUGAUCAACCCAUACCUGAAUCCCCUACAUCAACGGAUGGCUGGGGAGAACUUGAAAAUGGAAUUCAUGAAGAGCAUGAAAGUGAAAAGGAUGGAUGGGAUGAUAUUGAACCUCUUGACGAGCCAAAGCCGUCACCAGCUCUUGCAAACAUUCAAGCAGCUCAAAAGCGGCCAGUUUCACAACCCGUGUCACAGCCAAAACAAGUUGCAAGCUCACGACCGAAAAAUACAGCAAGGGUGACCAAAAACGACGACGACGAUUUGUGGGAUUCCAUUGCCGCCCCUGCUCCAAGGACGGUGUCAAAACCUUUGAAUUUAAAAAAAGCUGCGACAGCUGAUGAUGACCUGUGGAAUGCCAUUGCUGCUCCUGCACCAGCUACUAGGGCUCAGCCUUUAUCAGCUGGUAGAGGUCGAGGAGCCAAGGCUGCUUCUCAGAGUUUGGGUGCACAGAGAAAAAGCCGGCCAACCUAAUCUGGGAUAAUAAAAUACAUAGGAAAAAAACAGAACAAAAGGAGUAAAAGAUUUAUAUUUGUACAAGUUUUUUACUGUUCCAGUGAUUGUCUGUCACAUUAAUAUGAAACGGAUCCAUGUCAAUUAGACGACAUUAUUUGAUUUGUAAUAUUCUUUUUUUUAUUUAUU
Molecule: messenger RNA, 2755 nt
Organism: Corylus avellana
Lineage: Eukaryota; Viridiplantae; Streptophyta; Magnoliopsida; Fagales; Betulaceae
Gene: CTEXP
Product: kinase family with ARM repeat domain-containing protein
Biological process (GO): protein phosphorylation
Molecular function (GO): ATP binding; protein kinase activity
Source: RefSeq, a predicted model, not a curated record